This is a messenger RNA of Oikopleura dioica, 366 nucleotides long. NCBI's taxonomy places the organism in Eukaryota, Metazoa, Chordata, Appendicularia, Copelata, Oikopleuridae. The record is from the annotation of a GenBank genome assembly.
AUGUACACUCCCGCUAAAGAUUCUCAAACAACUAAAGUAGUCGACGUCCAGAAGUUCAACGAAAUUGGAAGACAAAUACAAGACGAGCUGGCGUAUUUGAAGAGAUCAACUCAGAGGUCUACCUAUCAGUUUCUCAAAAAGACUGAUAGCUCAAUCAAUCCCUACGAGCCGAAGAAAGUCAAAACUGUCAUUUUCUCAGGCCGGAAGAAAAAACUUCGUCCGAAAACGUCUUAUCGCUCUCUGUCGCCAGCUCCGUCAAUUUCCCUUCUCCUGCCUCCGUAUUUGAUCGAAUCUACCAAUUCAUUCGCUUCCAGCGGAUCUACGACCUCCAUUUCGUCCAAAUUAAGCUUUGGUCAGAACUUUUGA